Lactuca virosa is the source of this 555-nucleotide messenger RNA. Lineage: Eukaryota; Viridiplantae; Streptophyta; Magnoliopsida; Asterales; Asteraceae. The record is from the annotation of a GenBank genome assembly.
AUGUCUGGUAGGCCAAAAACAAACAGAGUUAGAGAUAUGAGUGAAAAGGGUGGAAACCAUAUAGUUUCUAAGAAGGUUAAGAAGAUAUCAUGUAGUUUGUGCAAAGUGGAAGGACAUAAUAAGAAGACAUGUCCAAAUAUUGAUAGGUCAAGACCAAACAAGUUACCAAUUAUGGUUAACAUGAGUAAGACUACAAAGGGUGAAAAUGUGAAGAAAAGGACUGCAGAAGUGGCGAGUGGAAGUAGGACAAGAAUGGAAGGUGGGGAUACACAUGGUAGUAAGGUUAAGAGGACUAAGACAACAAAGGGUGAAAAUGUGAAGAAAAGGACUGCAGAAGUGGCAAGUGGAAGUAGGACAGGAAUGGAAGGUGGGGAUACACAAUGUACUAGGGAGAGUGGGACUACACAAGUGACAAGGGAGAUGGGUAAUGUUGUAAUUCCCCAGGUUAAGAGGAGGAAAAAGAGUGAAAGGAUCAUCAUGAAAAAAUUUGCAACCCAAGUUACAGGAAAGAAUGGAGAGGGGAACACUUCAGAAAAAUAUGUCAACUUAAUAUAG